AUGCAAGUGAAACUGUUCUACACUUUGGCCCUCUGGGCACCAAUUCUUGUGUCAGCUCAACUGUCUGGGUCUGUCGGGCCUCUCGUGGACUUCAAGACCAAAGCAAAGAAUAAAACCUGUGACAUCACCGACUAUGGCGCCGUUGCAGACGGCAAAACUGACGUUGGCCCCGCCAUUCUAGACGCCUGGGGUAACUGCUCAACUGGAGGUCUCAUUUACGUACCCCCAGGUACCUAUUCGCUUGCAACGGAUUUGGAACUCAAGCACGGUGAAUCCACUGCCUUCCAGCUAGACGGUGUAUUGGCACGCGGUCAUGAAGGCUCCUACCAAUUGAUCCUGGUGCGCAACUGCCAUGACUGCGAGUUUUUCAGUGGCAAUUCCCAAGGCGCGGUCCAAGGAUACGGGUAUGAAUACCUUCAAGACGGGAAUUACGGUGAACGACUCUUUCGCUUCCAGGAUGUCAGUGACUUCUCGGUCCAUGGCUUUGCUGCGAUCGAUUCCCCUGCGUAUUACCUUGUCUUCGACACCGUUUCCAAUGGGGAGAUCUACAAUCUUCUUGUGCGGGGAAUCGCUGAUCUAGGUAUGACGGACGCAUUCGAUAUAUGGGGCCAGAACGUAUGGGUACAUGAUAUCGAGGUUACUAAUGGCGAUGAGUGUGUGACGGUUAAGUCUCCAGCCUCGGACUUCCUAAUUGAGAACAUCUACUGCAAUCUGAGCGGGGGAACUGCCAUUGGGUCUCUAGGCACUGGCACCAACAUCUCCAAUAUCCACUACCGAAACCUUUACAUGAACCAGGCAGACGCCUGCUAUUUGAAGACCCACAAUGGUGAUGGGAUAGUCAAGAAUAUUGUCUGGGAAAAUGUCAUCGUGCACAGAGGCCCUUAUCCACUCGCUGUGAAUGAAGCCUGGGGUAAAGAUGUGGGCUCUACAGGUGUCCAGGUCCAGAAUCUGACUUUCCGCAACUGGUACGGCGAAAAUACCGCCAACAGCCGACCGGCGAUCCGAAUCGAGUGUGACGAGGAUGUCCCCUGCUACGAUAUCACCCUUGACAAUGUGAAUUUGUGGACAGAGGACGGAGACUACGUGGAAUGGUCCUGUGCCAAUGCGUACGGCUCAGGUGCUUGUCUACAAGAAGCGAAAGACACCGGUGAUCUAGCAACUUAUACUACGGCUGUUACCGUGACUGCGACGCCGUCUUACUCCGCUACACAUAUGCCCGGUGAUUUUACCACGAAUCCUCCGUCGACCGCUCCCUUUACCAUUCCACCCAUGCCCACCAGUUUCUAUCCCGGGGCAACUCCCAUUUCGACUCUGUUGAGUUUGAGUGGUGCAGGUGGUCUCUGA
Messenger RNA from Aspergillus oryzae RIB40, 1344 nucleotides. RefSeq lists its product as uncharacterized. The record is from RefSeq and is a predicted model, not a curated record. Gene Ontology annotation, molecular function: polygalacturonase activity. The transcript has 3 exons. NCBI's taxonomy places the organism in Eukaryota, Fungi, Ascomycota, Eurotiomycetes, Eurotiales, Aspergillaceae. Gene Ontology annotation, biological process: carbohydrate metabolic process. The coding region runs from base 1 to 1344 and encodes 447 amino acids.